CACAAGGCGACCCAUAUGGACCCGACGUCCAAGUCUGGGUUGAAUCAGGUGUCAGAUGUGGUGUUUGUCAUAGAGGGAACUGCAAACCUUGGUCCAUAUUUUGAAUCACUUCGGAAGAAUUACAUACUACCGACUAUAGAGUAUUUUAAUGGAGGACCACCUGCUGAAACAGAUUUUGGAGGAGAUUAUGGUGGCACUCAAUAUGGACUUGUGGUCUUCAACACAGUGGAUUGUGCUCCAGAAUCUUACGUCCAGUGCCAUGCUCCCACCAGCUCUGCUUUUGAGUUUGUCUCUUGGAUUGACAGCAUUCAAUUCAUGGGAGGCGGAGCAGAGAGCUGCAGUCUCAUAGCUGAGGGUCUUUCCGUGGCCCUGCAGCUCUUUGACGACUUCAAAAAGAUGAGGGAGCAAAUUGGUCAGACCCACAAAGUUUGCGUGUUGCUGUGUAAUUCUCCUCCGUACUUACUACCAGCUGUGGAGAGCGUCAGCUAUACGGGCUGCACCGCAGACAGCCUGGUCCAGAUCAUACGUGAUCGGGGGAUCCAUUUUUCUGUAAUCGCUCCACGGAAACUUCCAGCGCUUCGAUCUCUUUAUGAAAGAGCAUCCUCUGUAGCAGGUGCACCAGAAUCCUCACACCCAGACUACAGUCAAGACCCCUUUCACAUGGUGUUAGUCAGGGGCAUUGCACUUCCUGUAGCUCCUGGAGGAGGUUCUGGUACAGUCUCCCUUAAACCUGUCUUGCCACCUCAGCCUUUGCCAGUGUCCCAGUCUAUGGGCUCAGUAACCCAGACUCCUCCUCCUCCCCUUCCAUACCAGAAGCCCUCUCUGAACGCGGCCCAUGAUGCAGCACAGAAGGUGCUAGAUGCAGCCACUCAGCAGCAGAAGAGCCGAUUUCCUCAAAUGCAAAAUACUCCCUUCAGCCAAUCACUCACAUCAGGAGAGGUUCCAGCUAAUAUUCUUAAAAUGGUCUGUUUGCUCAUUAGUUGUACUUUUUUGAUUGACAUAAUAACGUUGCAGCUUUUCCAUAGUCAGUGCGAUCUCUCUUGUUCUGGAAGUUGCACACACAGGUUGUAUAUUUCUCUGAGACCUCCUGCCUUAAGUCCUACCAUCUAUCUCUGCCAGCAAGGUCUUUUUACUCUGUAUGUUAACCUCUUCAUCUUAUUCUGUCUCUCCUUUUUUCCCUCCCCUUGUCACCUCUCCCUCUGUCUCCAUCAAUCACCGCAGAAGCCCAAGGCUUCCUCCAUGGACUCCAACACAAAACUUACGCGCUCCCUGCCCUGCCAGGUCCAGGUCAGCCAAGGGGAAAAUCUAAAUACAGACCAGUGGCCACAGAAGCUGAUCAUGCAGCUCAUCCCUCAGCAGCUCCUGACUACUCUGGGCCCUCUGUUCAGAAACUCUCGUAUGGUGCAGUUUCUGUUUACUAAUAAAGAUAUGGAGUCUUUGAAGGGACUGUAUCGCAUCAUGACCAAUGGAUUUGCUGGUUGUGUGCACUUCCCCCACAGUGCUCCGUGUGAGGUGCGUGUGCUGAUGCUGCUGUACUCGUCUAGGAAGAGGAUCUUCAUGGGACUCAUCCCUAAUGACCAGAGCGGAUUCGUCAAUGGCAUUCGGCAGGUCAUCACUAACCACAAACAAGUGCAGCAGCAACGCUCGAUGAACAAUGUUGUUCAGAUGCAACCUGGACAGGUCCCACCCAAUCAGAACUUCCUCAACAGACCGCCGGGCCCCAUCCCCGUUACGCAUGGCAACGUGCAACAGCAGUCUGUGGUGGUGGGCUUGCCCUCCGUCAGUCAGGUCAUACUGAUGGAGGACCAGCAGAGACAGAACAACAUGCUGAGAGCAGUCAUAACAGGUAAUCAGCAGCCGCCGGUCACAGGUGCUCCGCCCAAUCAGGUGGCCCAAGCUCAAGCCCAGCCUCCUGGUGGCAUGCUGCGCCUCCCAAACCCAGGCGCAAACCCCCAACUCCGCAGUCUCCUCCUCAGCCAACAACCUCAGGGUGGGAUGCAGGGCAUGCAGGGAAUGCAUGCCAUCCAGCAGAUGGUCCAUCCUGCACCAGGAGGGGGCGCUCAGAUGCUGCCUCAGUGGAGGCAGCCUCACCAAGGUCCGCUGAUGAUUCCUACAGGUCCACGGGGUACAGUCGCACAGAAUCCUGGGAUGCCUCCGGUGUCAAGCAUUAUGGAGGAUGAAAUUCUUAUGGACCUUAUCUAAGGACUGCUUUACCCAUCAAUCUUUGCUUCAGAGGUUUCAUUACAGAAUACAGGAGUCAUCUAAGCUCUGUUCUUUUUACUUUUUGUUAGAAGCAGGUGCAUAGGGGAAGGUUAGAGGUGUUUAGAGUGAGAUCAAGAGUUUAUUUUCAUACUUGCAUAUUUGUUGAUGCGUUUACACACAAACCUAUCACCGUAUCAUGAGAGCGGUAACUUGAUUGUACAUACAGACGGACCGAAGAGCAAGGCGUUUCAUCACUCUACACCUCUCGCCUCAAGAUUAAUCAAACAAAUCCGGUUACUAUUAUAUUUUUAUGAAAGUUUUACUUUCUAUCGCUUUUACUUUUUC
Messenger RNA from Sinocyclocheilus grahami, 2547 nucleotides. Its product is annotated as mediator of RNA polymerase II transcription subunit 25-like. The transcript has 18 exons. Gene Ontology annotation, cellular component: mediator complex; transcription regulator complex. Gene Ontology annotation, biological process: positive regulation of transcription by RNA polymerase II. Bases 16 to 2202 code for a protein of 728 amino acids. The record is from RefSeq and is a predicted model, not a curated record. NCBI's taxonomy places the organism in Eukaryota, Metazoa, Chordata, Actinopteri, Cypriniformes, Cyprinidae.